AGAAGCGGUUCGCUGUUGUAAAUACACAGUCGGUGUGAGUGCGAGAGAGAGAGAGAGCAGAAACCAGAGGAGAUAUGACGGUGGAGACCAGAGUUAGCGGCACGAGGGCAGCUGUCACUGCAAGCAGCAGACAGGAUGGUUCUGGAGGACUGUGGGACUCUGUGAAGAAAGCUGCGGUGGUUAUCGGAUCUGGAAUCUUAUUCUUGGCUGCGUUUGGAAACUCGCUGACAUGGCAUCUCCAGAGGUUUUGGGGCGCUUCAGGAGAUUUCUGGCAGAACUUGUGGACGAAGCUGUUCGUGAUGUUCGAGGGUCACGAUGAAGCUCUGUUCUACAUGGGGACCAUGCUGCUCCCCACUCUGACGCUUUGGCUGUCGAACGGUCUGCUGCUGCUGGUGGACACCACCGGGAAACCCUCCUUCGUCACUCGAUACCGCAUCCAGAUGGACAAAAACAACCCGGUGGAUCCAGCUAAGCUCAGCAACGCGGUGAGGACCGUCAUGUUUAACCAGGUGUUCAUCUCAGGGCCCAUGGUGGUCGCUGUCUACCACCUGAUGAAGCUGAGAGGAAACCCCUGUGGUCCUGAGCUGCCCACCUUCCACUGGGCCCUGAUGGAGUUGGCUUUCUUCUCCCUCGUGGAGGAAAUCAUGUUUUACUACUCACACAGAUUGUUCCACAGUCCGAGUCUCUACAAGCGUUUCCACAAACAGCACCAUGAGUGGACCGCACCCAUCGGGAUCGUGGCCACCUACGCUCAUCCUCUGGAGCACAUGCUCUCCAACACGCUGCCUGUGGUGAUUGGACCCGUGAUUCUGGGCUCACACAUCUCCACCACCUCCAUGUGGUACUGCCUGGCUCUGGUCAGCACCACCAUCUCCCACUGCGGGUACCACCUCCCCUUCCUGCCCUCCCCCGAGUUCCACGACUUCCACCACCUCAGGUUCAACCAGUGUUUCGGGGUCUUCGGCGUGCUGGAUCGUCUCCACGGCACAGACUCUAAGUUUCGUCAGAGUAAGCAGUACGAGCGCCACACACUGCUCACCAGCCUCACCCCCCUGAACGAGAGCAUCCCAGACGCCCCCAAGAAGGGACAGUGAUGACCUCUGACCCCAGGCCCGAGCUGCACCCAGUGUGGGAUCAGUUCCUCUAACCUUAAAAGACUUUUUGAUGAUUUCAAUCUGAGACACAUUCAGACUGUCUGAACUUCCAGUUUUAAUCUCAAAUAUUGUUGCACUUUAUCAAACUUUCAGAUUUCAUGGAUUCUUAGUUCGGCCUCCAUGUUUGAGGAUUAUUUUUAACCAUAAUUUAAUUUCGCUGUGUUUAUAAUCUGGUCCAUGAUGGCGAUACACCUGCACAGUCAGUAGUUCAGGGUUAUCUUCAGUGAGGAUCCUCUGAAAGUGUAAAUGUGGCCUUCAGCAGGUUUGAACUUUAAGGAAGAUAGAAGAGGAUCUGACAGAGAGUGAUGUGUGAUUAUAAUGUGCACUCUUCCAGUGUGUAGGAAUGAUAGGAAAACAAGUUGUGGGGUGAAUUGGUUCUAUAUUUUGACUUGGAGUAUUAAUGCUACCUUUAUCAUCACUAACAGUGUCGACUUUAGGUUCCCAUACACUUUAACUUUUGACAGCACUUUACAAAAUGGACUUCUAGAAUUGAAUUUCAAAUCAAAAGUGACUCUGAAAUCAGUUUUUGUGCUGGACAAACGUGAAGAUGUAGAAUAUGAAUGCUGGAAGUCAAAGAACGGUGUGAUUCAUGGGACAGAAAGGGUUAAUAGUUCACAGCCUCUGACAUUCCUCAGCGACAGAUAAUGCUGAUAUGUUUCACAUUUAAUUGAAUUAUCCCUUUGUAACUAAUAUUUAUCAUUUUUAUCAUUUUAUCAUAUUUAUCAUCUCAAAGACUACACACCACGUUCACGUUCCUGGAUGAACCAAAGCUUUAAUGAGAGUGAAGUCGUUAUGAACACAUGAAUCUUAAUCUUCUUUAAUGCUUUAUAAGCUUUAUAAACACAUUUUGUAUUCAAAGUCAUCUUUAAGUAAGAACAUGAAGACUAUCAGUCCGGACUGUUCUGCUGCGUUCACUGGCUCCUCGGACAGAGACUCUGCACUUGUGAUCGAAUGUGUCAGUGUGUAACAGACAGAUUAGAGAUGAAUGUUCUCUGUGAUGGAACCAUGUGGACUGUUUAAUAAUAAAAUAUUUGAAGGGUAACUGAA
Messenger RNA from Notolabrus celidotus (New Zealand spotty), 2201 nucleotides. RefSeq names its product fatty acid hydroxylase domain containing 2 (gene faxdc2). The transcript is spliced from 9 exons. Gene Ontology annotation, molecular function: C-4 methylsterol oxidase activity; iron ion binding. Gene Ontology annotation, biological process: sterol biosynthetic process. Bases 75 to 1094 code for a protein of 339 amino acids. NCBI's taxonomy places the organism in Eukaryota, Metazoa, Chordata, Actinopteri, Labriformes, Labridae. The record is from RefSeq and is a predicted model, not a curated record.